This is a messenger RNA of Eurytemora carolleeae, 2985 nucleotides long. It is a transcript of the gene dpa, whose product is annotated as DNA replication licensing factor mcm4-A. Gene Ontology annotation, cellular component: MCM complex; nucleus. The transcript has 10 exons. The record is from RefSeq and is a predicted model, not a curated record. Gene Ontology annotation, biological process: double-strand break repair via break-induced replication; DNA strand elongation involved in DNA replication; DNA replication. Bases 84 to 2780 code for a protein of 898 amino acids. Gene Ontology annotation, molecular function: ATP hydrolysis activity; single-stranded DNA binding; single-stranded DNA helicase activity. NCBI's taxonomy places the organism in Eukaryota, Metazoa, Arthropoda, Copepoda, Calanoida, Temoridae.
AUGGAUGGGAUUAAAGAGGAAAUUGAUGCUAAGAAAGCUAAGCUUCAAAAGCUGGAAGAGCACAAGAUAAGAAGAGCUGCAGAAUGGGAGCAGUUUCUGAAAGAGAGAAAAUGUCGAGUCCUCGUUCCACUCGGAAUACUCCAAGACGUGGAGGGGAAACUCCGUCCUCUCCGGCAGGGAGCACCAAAUCUGGAUCCUCCAGGUCUCGUUCCAGAGCCCAAGAUAUGGAUGUAUCUGAUAUGUCGGACCUAGCUGCACCUCUUCCUUCAUCUCCAGCAGUUGGACGUUCUCCUGGAGUAGCACCAUCUCCAGCACCUCUCUCAGAACUUGACUACAGGGGACCUGGGAGUGUGAGAGUAAGUGAGAUCGAUCUAUCCUCUCCUCUUAACUAUGGAACUCCGGGUAGUAUUGGAUCCAGUCUGAGAACCCCGAGAACCGGUUCUAGGGGAACCCCGGUCCGUGUUCGCUCCGAUAUCCAAUCUGAUCGUAGACUCCGGACUGUCAAUCUGCCCAGCUCUCAGGACGGGAUUCCUAUGUCUCAAGGAGAUUUGAUUCCCAGCUCCAGUGUGGGUCAGUUACCGAGCGACAUGGUCCCGCCCAGCGAGAACAGUGAGAACGCACCUCACAUGGUCAUCUGGGGAACUGAUGUUCAACUCAAUGAUUGCAAGCGGAAGUUUAAAAGGUUCAUUCAAACCUUCCAGGAUCCGGAGACAGCUGAUGAUGAAGAGUUCGAAGGAUUGGAUCAUACCCAACCCUACUAUCAGCAGAGGUUGAAUGAGAUUACGAUCACGCUGAUUCCGUUCUUGAACGUGAACUCUGGACACAUCCAGGUGUUUGACGAGGAGCUGUACAGGCAGCUCAUUCAGUAUCCUCAGGAGGUCAUUCCCAUCCUCGACAUGGCCGUCAACGAGCUCUUCUUCGACAAGUUCCCGGAUACGGAUCUUGAUCAUCAGAUCCAGGUUCGACCGUAUAAUGCGGAGAAGACGAAAAACAUGAGAGCGUUGAAUCCCAAUGAUAUUGAUCAGCUGAUCACGAUCCAAGGAAUGGUAAUCCGUGCUAGUGAUCUUAUUCCGGAGUUAGCAGAGGGAUUCUUCCAGUGCUCCGUGUGCAACAACACAGCCUCCAAUGAGGUUGAGCGAGGACGUAUUGCUGAACCAGUUCUCUGCUCACACUGCAACACAAACCACAGCUUUACACUCAUUCACAACCGGAGCAAGUUCUCUGACAAGCAGAUGAUUAAACUCCAGGAGAGUCCGGAUGAUAUGCCCGCUGGACAGACACCGUACACUGUCCGUCUCUAUGUCCAUGGAGAGCUUGUGGACAAGGUAAUGCCCGGAGACCGUGUUUCCGUGACUGGUAUCUACAGAGCUGUGCCACAACGUGCCAAUCCUAAGACAAGGAACGUGAUGUCAAUCUACAAGACUCAUAUUGAUGUUGUUCACUUCAGGAAGAGCGACUCCUCCAGGUUGAGGGAUGGGAGUGACGAAGAGAUGUUCACCGCAGAACGGAUCGAACUUCUUAAGGGUCUAUCUGAGAAGCCUGAUAUCUACGAGCGUCUGGCACGAGCUAUUGCUCCGUCUAUCUAUGAGAACGAGGAUAUCAAGAAGGGUAUCCUUCUCCAGAUGUUCGGAGGAACCCGUAAGGAUUUCACUAAGGCAGGACGUGGACACUUCAGAUCUGAACUUAAUAUUCUUCUCUGCGGAGAUCCAGGUACAUCCAAGUCUCAGCUUCUCCAGUACAUAUUCCAUCUUGUCCCAAGAUCACAGUACACCAGUGGUAAAGGUUCCAGCGCUGUUGGUUUAACCGCCUAUAUCACCAAGGACCCGGAUACACGGCAGAUGGUUCUUCAGACCGGAGCUCUUGUCCUCGCCGACAACGGAGUUUGCUGUAUCGACGAGUUCGAUAAAAUGAGUGAUGCCACAAGAUCCGUCCUGCACGAAGUUAUGGAACAGCAAACCCUCUCUAUUGCAAAGGCUGGGAUCAUCUGUCAACUGAACGCCAGAACUUCAAUCCUAGCCGCAGCUAACCCUGUCGACUCCGAGUAUGAUCCUAAGAAAACCGUAUCUGAGAAUAUUGAUCUACCGCCGACUCUUAUCUCCAGAUUCGAUCUGAUAUUCCUGGUUCUGGAUCCAGCAAAUGAACUCUACGAUAAAAGACUGGCCAGGCAUCUUGUUUCUCUCUACUUCAGGGACCAAGAGCAGGAGGAGGAAGAAUGUCUGUCCAUGUCUAUACUCAGAGAUUAUCUUGCAUACGCCAAGUCUAAGUAUAAGCCCAAGAUGAACGAGGAAGCUGGACAGAAGCUGAUUGAUUAUUACGUUACUAUGCGUAAGAUUGGAGCAGGCAGAGGACAAAUAACUGCCUACCCAAGACAGCUGGAGUCCUUGAUCAGGUUGAGCGAGGCCCACGCCAAGAUGAGGUUCUCCCAGGUGGUGGAGAUGAUCGAUGUGGAGGAGGCCUAUCGCCUGCACAGGGAGGCUGUUAAACAGUCCGCUACUGAUCCUCAGACAGGACGGAUUGAUCUCGGGAUUAUCACUACCGGAGUAUCCUCCGAGACCAGGAAGAAACGUCAAGAGGUUGCCGGAGCUCUCAAGGCUUUGUUGGAUAAGAAGGGAAAGGUUGUUUCCCACAACUAUGAUAAGAUCCUACAGGAGAUGAGAUCCAGUAGUGAUAUUCAGAUCACAAGGGAUAUGUUUGAUGACGCCUUGAAGGAUCUUUCUGAUCAAAGAUAUCUGAACAGAACCAAUCAAAAUAUCAGGAUCAUCACAACCCUCGCCAGUUAAACCCAACCCUUCUCCGACAAGAGAUCCGAAUCCGUCCCUACCUUUCCCUCUUCAACCUUACAAUCUAACUUGAGAAACCUUUUUUUCAAACUAUUAUAGAAGUUGAAGCUGUUCUAGAUACAAGUGAUAACCCUUAUAAAUCCUGCGACAUGAUCAAAAAUAUCGAUUUUAUAUUUUUUAUGAAAUAAACCUAUUUUAAACCAAG